AUAGAAAAGAUGGUUUGAGUGAGAUAGCUAAUUACAAGUGUGUCCCUGUGAUGGGCAGAUAUAAGAGCAAAUAGUGUUUAUGGUGCAGCCAUUGCCAAUCUCAAACUGAACAGAGUGAGAUCUCUUCGCUUCUUCAUCAGAUCUAAGGGAUAUGGAAAACGUUCCAUUUGCUGUUGCGUCUAAUCUCAUUCACAGAUGGAAGAUCAAAGACCUGGUUCUGAGGCUAUUUAUGCAUGGUUCUUUAUGAUGAGAAAAGAGAAGAAAUCUGAAGUUAUUAUUUUAGGAUUCCUAGUCUCCUUUAGUUUUCUUUGGUUGGCUUCCGCAGAUUUUCUUGAAUUUGGAAAGCAUUAUGAUGUGACGGAAGAGUUGGAAGAUCUUAAGAACACUAUUGAAUCCAUCAAUGCUAAGCUCCUUGAUGCCGACGAUAAACAAGAUCAUGAUGAUGGUGUGCGAGUUUGGAUCAGAAGGUUCAAAAAAGUACUCCAUGCUGCAGAUGACUCCUUAGAUGAGCUUGCUAUCCAAUUCAGGAGAGACAAAUUGGGUGCAGCAGAAGGAAAAGAAGUAGACAAGGUACUUCUUUCCAUUUCAUCUUCAAAUCAACUUCCUUUAUACACUGAAAUGCCUGACAAAAUUAAAGAAAUACGAGAAAGUUUUAAUGUAGUAGUAGAAGACAUGGAUAAAUUGAAUUUAAGCCCAGGUUCUCUGGUUAAGCAAACUAGCAGUGAAUGGAGGGAAACAUGUUCUUUUGUGCUAGAAUCUGAUAUCAUUGGAAGAGAUGAUAGUAAAAAGGAGAUUAUUACUCUGUUGAGACAACCUCAUGAAAACCGAAAAGUUUCUGUGAUUGCUAUUGUUGGCCUCGGUGGCUUGGGGAAGACAACGCUUGCUCAGUUGGUGUAUAAUGACUUGGAAGUGCAGAAUUUUUUUGACAAGAAAAUGUGGGUGUGUGUCUCUGAUAACUUUGAUGUGAAAACUAUUCUGAAGAAAAUAUUAGAAUCAGUUACUCGUCGCCCGACAGCAGAUGGGUUGUCAUUAGACUACUUGCAAGAAGAACUUCGUGAAAAUUUAAGUGGUAAGAAAUAUUUGUUGGUCCUGGAUGACAUUUGGAAUGAGAGACGCGACAAAUGGAUUGAACUGAGAAAGUACUUGAUGUGUGGCGCUAAAGAUAGUAAGAUUUUAGUGACAACUCGAAGUGAAAAUGUAGCUGAGGCAAUGACAGCUAGCACUUCCUAUCCUUUGAAAGGUUUUGCUGAUGAGGCAUCUUGGAGUUUGUUGAAGAACAUUGCAUUUGAGGAUGAUUUCAAAGGAGUGAAUCAAAAUCUAGAAUCAAUGGGGAAAGAAAUAGCCAAAAAAUGUAAAGGCGUUCCACUGGCAGUUAAAACCCUGGGAGGCCUGUUACGAAGACAAAACGAAGAAAGUGAGUGGGAGAAUGUUUUACAUGGCGACUUCUGGAAAUUAUGUGAAGAGCAAGAUAGUAUCAUGCCAAUUCUAAAACUCAGUUACCGUAACUUAUUGCCAGAAAUGAGACAAUGUUUUGCUUACUGCUCUUUAUACCCCAAGGAUUCAAAAAUACCAAAAGAUGAGUUGAUUCAGUUAUGGAUGGCACAGGGUUACCUUAAAUGUUCAACUGAGAAACAGCAGAUGGAGGAUCUCGGUAAUCAAAUUGUAAAGAUAUUUUUGAUGAACUCAUUUUUUCAAGAUGCGGACAGUGAAUACGGUGAGAUCAUUAGCUUCAAAAUGCACGAUUUAAUGCAUGAUCUGUCAAUGCUAGUAGCUGGCGAUGAUUAUUGUUACUUGGAUGGUAAGGCAGAAAAAGUUAAAGGUAGACUCAUGCACGUAUCAUUGGAAUCUGGUCAGGCCAUUAAUUUGUUGAAAUCAUUAGAUCCGAGCAGACUGCGAACUUUGAUUUUGCCGGAUGACUUGGAAGAGGAGGAAGAUUUGUCGGUUAUUUCAAAGUUCAAAUACUUACGUGUCUUGAGGAUGUCAUCUUUUUCCUACAGAUUGUUUGAUUCACUUGGAAAAUUGAAGCAUUUAAGAUAUCUUGACUUCCAUUAUCAUUACUCCUUGAGUGGGAUGCCAGUUGGGUUGGGAAAGUUGUGCUGGUUGCAAUUCUUAUCAAUCUUUGCUGUGGGAGACAGCCAAGAAACAAAAUGUGGCACAUUAAAUGAAUUGAAAGACUUAAACCUGAGAGGAAAAUUAACAAUUCAGGAUCUCGUUCGUGUCAGAGACGUGGCUCUGGAAUCACAUGAUGUAAAUUUAAAAGAAAAAAGGUUCCUUCAAUCCUUGGUUUUGGUUUGGUCGCAUGAAGACAGCCGUAACAGUGACAGUUUAAAAUUAUUAGAAAACCUUGAGCCCCACCGUAAUCUUAAGCGAUUGGUGGUGUGUGGUUAUCCAGGCAUGCGUUUCCCAGAUUGGCUUUCUCUUCUCACAAAUGUUGUUGAAAUUAGUCUCUUUUAUCUUCGUAAUUGUGGCUUUCUCCCACCGUUGGAACGUCUCCCGUCCCUGAAGUCACUUCAGAUGGACUCUCUUGAUGAAUUGGAAUACAUAUAUCUCUACGAAGAUGGUUUUGCAAUAACCUUCUUCCCCUCUUUGGAGAGCCUCAUGUUAGAAGAUUGUCCCAAGUUCAGGGGAUGGCGGAGGCGGGGAGAUGAUAUCAAUGAUUCACAUAAUCUCUCUUCAUCUCUUUCAUUUCCUCAACUUUCUCAUCUGCAACUCUAUCUCUGUCCACAGUUGACUUGCAUGCCUACUUUUCCAAACGUUAAGAAAUUAGAAUGGUGCGGUAGCAGUGCGGAGCCAUUAACAGCAACGCUAAACUCAACAUGUUCAGCUGACUCAUCUUCCUCCUCUGCUCCUCUUUCCAUGCUCAGAGAGUUAGAGUUGAUGAUUUCUGAUCCUAUGAAUUUACCAAAGGGUUGGAUGCAAAAUCUGACUUCUCUCGAGUCUCUUCAAAUUAUACGGUGUGAAAGUGAAACACUUGAGGAAUUUGAAACUGGGUUUAAGGACGGCACCAACUGCCUUCCUUCUCUGCGAAAAAUCACAGUAGAUGAGUGUGGAAGGCUGAAGGCUUUGCCAAAUUGGAUUUGCAACCUCUCAUCGCUUCAGCACAUCAUGAUCUUCUAUUGCCCAAAAUUGGCAUCGUUGCCCGAAGGAAUGAGUGGUCUUACCAACUUAAAGAUCUUUGAGGUCAGGGGAUGUUCCCUCUUAAUUAAAGAAUGCCGAACAGAGACAAGUGUUGUUAGUCGCCAAAUCGCACACAUUCCACAGAUAAUCCUUGAUUAGUGAUGAUAAAGAUACUGAUCUGAUUCUUAUGCGUAUUUAUUUAGUGUAAACGUUGUAUUGUAUUUGCUUUGCUAUUAAAAUACUUUGAGUUAGUGUUCAUUCUUUCAAACAUAAAUACAAAUUAUCCUAAUCAUAUUAAUUUU
Messenger RNA from Abrus precatorius (Indian licorice), 3419 nucleotides. Its product is annotated as putative disease resistance protein RGA1. The record is from RefSeq and is a predicted model, not a curated record. NCBI's taxonomy places the organism in Eukaryota, Viridiplantae, Streptophyta, Magnoliopsida, Fabales, Fabaceae. Bases 196 to 3276 code for a protein of 1026 amino acids. Gene Ontology annotation, molecular function: ADP binding. Gene Ontology annotation, biological process: defense response to other organism. The transcript is spliced from 3 exons.